AUGACUGCUGGAGGGAGACGGGGAGCGGCGGCCCGGGACAAACCACAGCCAAAGAGCCCGGCAACAGUGAUGGCAGUGAGGGCCAGGAGGGCUCUGUGGCUGGCACUGGGCAUGCUCACUCUGUCCCUGCUGCUGGUGGUCCUGGGCAUCUACACCACGACCCGCACAGAGAGCCUCAGCGUCAGCGGCUACGCCUCUGGAGUCAUCCUGGCCUUUGGAUCAUUCCUGGGAGUUCUUGGGCUUUGCCUGGAAGAAAACCGCAAACAGCUGCUGACUGCUGCAAUAGUGUUCCUCAGCUUUGGGAUCAUUACCUCAUUUCUCUGCCUUGUGAUAGAUGGUGUUUUCAUAGCCUUUAACAUGGACAUUCGUCCUCUGAAAGCAGGGAGAUGCCAGUACUACAGCAGCGGCAGCAGCUACAUCUAUGAGAAUUACUAUGCCUCUGUGUCGUGUCACAGUCUGAAGGAAUCAUGUAGCAUGGUGGUACGAAGUGGGACCUGCUACUGCUGCGACCUGUACGACUGUGCCAAUGGAAGCUACCUGGACAACUACUAUGAGUUUGUUGGUGUGCAGGACUGCCGGGACGUCCUGACUCUGUACGCUCUGAUCUGGGUCCUAACCUGCCUCAACCUUGUGGCCUUCUUCACAGGCUUGUUGGUCACAGCAGUGCUAGGCAGCAUUAAGGACUUGAGGAGGAGCAGCGCAGUGAACCAGCCUUCUGAGAGCACAAUGUGCUCUCCUACAGCUCCACUGCUGAUGGAUGCCAGCACACACACAGUUCAGCAGUUCCACCCGAGUUUUCCUUCAUCACUGAACCCUCAGUCCAACCCUCCUCCCUUCGCCCCGCUGUCCAACCUACUGCCGCACAAAGUCCAAAGCUUCUCAGCCUGAGGCCACCACACCACUCCGCCACCUGAUCUGUCAUCACUAC
Myripristis murdjan (pinecone soldierfish) is the source of this 928-nucleotide messenger RNA. Its product is annotated as transmembrane protein 255B. NCBI's taxonomy places the organism in Eukaryota, Metazoa, Chordata, Actinopteri, Holocentriformes, Holocentridae. The record is from RefSeq and is a predicted model, not a curated record. The transcript is spliced from 9 exons. Bases 1 to 888 code for a protein of 295 amino acids.